Messenger RNA from Trypanosoma theileri, 1812 nucleotides. RefSeq lists its product as uncharacterized. The transcript has a single exon. NCBI's taxonomy places the organism in Eukaryota, Euglenozoa, Kinetoplastea, Trypanosomatida, Trypanosomatidae. Bases 1 to 1812 code for a protein of 603 amino acids. The record is from RefSeq and is a predicted model, not a curated record.
AUGCGGAGUGGGGGCGUGGACACGUUGGCGGCGCUCUGCCGGCAGUUGAACCGCAGUCCCGUCACUCACGCGGCGCCGCUCUUUCACGCCCACAGCGACGUGUUCCGCCGGCGCCCGGAGGUUCUCACGCGUGUCGUCGCCAACGUCUCGUGGGAGCGGGGCUGCGCGCUCCUCCACGCCGCGUACUCCACGCAGUCGAUUCCGCAGGCCGCACACCGCGCCCUCCUCGCCCGCAUGCUGCAGCACAAUCAACACGCCCCCGCCCACACCGCCAGGGUGCCGUGGCAGGCCGCUCUCCGCGUCUACGCAGAGGCCGCGUUGGCGCACGGGGCCGCACUCCACUCACGCCUCACUCUCUCCACACUGCGGUUAUGUGCCCCACAACAACAGUGGACGGCCGCCAUUAUGUUGCUUAAAUUUAAUCAAGCCAAUGGGAAGUUGACGCAACCAAUGCUUAUCGCUGCAGCGGACUGUUGUGCCACACCACAGGCAUGGAGUACGGCACUAACGCUCCUUCAAUUACUACAUAAACAAUCUCCAGAAACACUUCCAGAUUGUAUUCAGAGUCUACGUCCUAUUGGAGCAGAUGGUGCCGCUGCCACAGUAGCAUCUUCACAUGCAUUACUACCUGAUUCUGUUGGGAAACCAACACCUCAGCAACGAAGUAUCCUUUCAGUACUUAAUAAUGUGGUAGCCGCUGUACCAUGGCAGGUGGCCUUAUCAAAUGAAAUGUGUGUAUCCUAUCUUAUGCAUCUUGCAGGAAGUACUACAUAUAGUGUAGAAGAAAAAACAAAAGCUAUCUUAUCAGCAAUUAAAUACAUUCCAUUAGAACCAUUUAUACAAGUGGUGAUGAUGCAAAAUAAAGCAUUCUCAACAGAAUGGGAUAUGAAAACAUUACCAGAAAUGACACAGGAUAAUGAUGGGAAACAACUUAAAACAUCUAUUUUGAAAUAUCCUAUGGUACGAGAAACUCUGCGUUUAUUAGAAAGUGAAUCUGAAUCUUCAGUAGCUUUUGUUGCAUCUAUUGUAGAUAAACUUCCUUCUGCUGAAGAUUCUGCUACCUUUCUUAGUGAGGCUGCUGCUAUAUAUUGUAAGAAUGUUACUUCUGAUGCUGUUGUGGCUACAUUGCGUCAUCCAGUUGUUGUGGGUACUCUUAUACGAAAGUGUUCAGAAGAAGGAGCGUGGCGUAUUGCCUCAUCUGUAUUACUUUCCAUGUCUCCAUGUACACUGACAUGUGAUGUAGCCAGCGCACUUGUGAUUCAGAUGCGGGAGGCAAAACAAGCAUCUCUUGUGGUGGAAAUACUUCAACGUUGUAUAGUACCAUCACAAACAAUGUUAACACCUGCAGCAAUUGAAGCGGCUUUAAUAUGUGUUCUACAACACAAUCGUACCGCUACUACCACGAUGGCUGGUCGUGUGCAUUGGCUCUCGGCACUUAGUUGGGCAACACAAUUACAGCAGGAUGGAGCGGUACGUCACACUGUUAAUAACACCGAGUCAGAACCUACAUCUUUACCUCCACACAUGUUGAGUCUUCUUUUACAUAUUUGCGUGAGUUCUGGGAGUCCACAGGGAGCAUUAAAGGCGAUGGGGUAUGCACGUAGUGUGGAUAAGACAGAGUUAGCCUUUUCUGAGGAUAUUGAAUCUCUACUGCACUGUAUGGCACGUGGGGAAUUAAAUAACGCGGAGUUUGUGAUUAAAAAAUUUGAAGAACGGGAAGGUGAGAAUAAGGCAGUGUACCUAAAACGUCUGUUGAAGGCAUUUCGAGAAGUUGAAGAGGACGAGUCUGAGAAGUUAAAGAAGAUAAGAUAA